CCAAGGAUGAGGACGGGCUCAAAAUGUACGCAAAAUAUGAUCCAUAAAUUAUUGGAUGAACCCUUAAUGGCGCUUUCAUACAAUCAAGCUGAAAUCCAGUCGCGUCACAAUAAAUAUGCGAUUGAAUCUACAAUGCGCAUGUGUACUGCGACGUGGCUGCAGGGUCGAGGGGUGAACGGAAGGGAGAGGUUCUGUGUCAGACUCUUGAACCUGCUCGAAGCUCAUGGUGGAGCAGUCAUCAGGUCCGGGCCGGGUCAUGCAGCGACUAAAGCUGAUCGGCUCAGUGACGUCACCCACAAGUCCCCUGAGCACCGUGUUCUGGAGGCUCAUUCCACGAUCAAAUGCGCAAGAUGUGCGUUUAGCGAACGGAGUACUGAAAUUGUGAAACAUAUCCAAUAAUUCAAAACUAUUUAUUUUUUAAUCGAAUUUACGUAUCUAAUUUCUAAGUAAAGCUUUGUAAAGUUACUGUUGCGAAAUAAAAUUUACUACCGGUUGUUGUAAUUUGAUCCUUAUAAACUUUCGCAACAAACAUCAAAAUUUGCAAGAUAUGGAGCAAUAUAGUUGAGCAAUAUUCAUUUUCUGCUCGUAAAAUUCACAACUAGGUAUAAUAUUUUUAUUGCAAAACAGCAAUCACGUUUCCUAAUUUAACUUUCGCAAUAAACAAUCUAACUGUGAUUUAUUCAUUUUAAUAAUAGUAAAAAUUUCAACAUUUCAAUUGGUUAUCAAAGACUGCAUUCAUAUUUUUUUUGUUCUCGCAAGAUAAUAUUUUCAAAAAUAAAAUGCUGAAAGGAUUAUUGUUUCUAGCUUUAAUAUACCUGUGCCAAGGCUACAUGAAUUCUAGGUUACAGAAUUGGUUUCAAGAAAAACGCCAGAUCGGGUUCCUGCCCGCAGCCGCCGGUAUCGACAGCGACAGCGGCAAGCCGCGCGGCCUCGCGCCGUACCCGCAGCCCUGGCGGCAGGCUGAUCGCCGCGGCUUCGCGCCGUACCCGCAGCCCUGGCGGCAGGCUGAUCGCCGCGGCCCCGCGCCUUACCCGCAGCCGUGGCGGCAGGCUGAUCGCCGCGGCCCCGCGCCGUUCCUGCAGCCGCGACGGCAGGCGGAGGACAGCCGCCAGCCGCCGGACCAUCCCAACCACGACAACAGCCAUUUCUGCCCCAUGCCGGGAAUGGUGCAAAGAGGGGCCAGGCUGAUUGAAGACUAUAACGCGUACCCGUGGCUAGCGCGGGUGCUACACGUGCGGUGUGUAAAAUUGACUACUUGACAGUUUUUUGUAAAUAAUGUCAAACGAUCUUGAUUUUUCUGAGGAUCAAAUAUCUAUAUAGGACUCAUGGCAUUUAAGCAACACAAAGGUCAGAAAUGAGAGUUAAAGUCUGACGCUCGCAUUCGACGAUUGAAACGCCUCUAACAAAAUGAUAUCGUGAUGUGACGUCACAUUUUAUAA
This is a messenger RNA of Cydia pomonella (codling moth), 1439 nucleotides long. RefSeq lists its product as uncharacterized. Lineage: Eukaryota; Metazoa; Arthropoda; Insecta; Lepidoptera; Tortricidae. The record is from RefSeq and is a predicted model, not a curated record. The transcript has 2 exons. Bases 780 to 1259 code for a protein of 159 amino acids.